CAAUCCGCCAACCCCACUGGACUCAUCCUUCAGUCUUCUUCACAAUUGCUUAUAUAAAAGACACAUCUUACACUCUCUUCUCAGUCCAAGUAGAAAGUAGACCAAUUCAGCAAUGGCCACGACACAAGCUCCUCAUAUAGCUCUUUUCCCGAGCGCCGGAAUGGGCCACUUGAUGCCGUACCUCCGGCUUGCUGCGAUGCUGGCCAGGAGAAACUGCAUCGUCACGCUCAUCACCGCUCACCCCACCGUGUCGGCUGCUGAAUCGGAGCACAUAUCCUUGUUCCUUCGCCACAAUCCUGAAAUUAAGCGCCUCGAACUCGAGCUCACUCCGAGCUCCCGGCAAGCCGAUGCCACCCCUAUCGAACCUUUCUUUCUUCAAUUCCAUCUCAUCAAUCAGUCGAUCCAUCUCCUCGGCCCUCUGUUAUCUUCGUCGUCCCCUCCUUUAUCGGCUAUGUUUGUGGACUUCGCUCUACUUGCCGAGACUGCUCCAAUUGCCGAGGACCUCCAGCUCCCUAUAUACGUUGUUUCCACCACCUCGGUCGAGUUCCUCUCUCUCGUGGCGUACUUUUCGGUUGUCGCAUCGAACCCAACCGAGUUCAACGAAGCUUCCACCGAACUCAAGAUUCCGGGAUUGCCGCCGAUGGCCAUGUCGAGCCUCCCGCCAGCACUCCUAGAUCACAGCCAUCUUUUUACAUCGACCAUUGUUACGAACUCUCAAGCUCUACCCGGGGCAGAGGGAAUAUUGAUGAACACCUUCGACUGGUUCCAAGCAUCAAUACUCAAUGCUCUCAACAAAGACAGGGUAAUGGCGAGCUUACCGCCAAUUCUCCCCAUAGGGCCACUAGAAUCGUAUCACAUUCCACAAGACGGAGAUCACUGCUACCGGUCAUGGCUAGAGAACCAACCAUCUGAAUCCGUAGUAUACAUAAGCUUUGGAAACAGAACGGCAAUGUCCCGGGAUCAGGUGCGAGAGCUGGAAAAGGGGUUGGAGAAGGCCGGGUGGAGAUUCUGCUGGAACCUGAAAACCACCAAAGUAGACAAGGACGACCGCGAGGACGUGAAAGACAUCCUUAGCGAUUUCUUCUUAAAAAGAACCAAGAACAAGGGGGUGAUCAUAAGAGGGUGGGCGGACCAGGAGGAGAUCUUGGCCCAUCCCGCCAUCGGAGGGUUCGUGAGCCACUGUGGGUGGAACUCGGUGAUGGAAGCAGCCUGGCAGGGCGUGCCGAUGCUCGCGUGGCCGCAACACGGCGACCAGAAGAUGAACGCGAAGGUCAUGGAGACGGCGGGAUUGGGGCUGUGGGAGAGCGGUUGGGAUUGGGGUCCCAAUGGGAUUGUGAAAGGGGAAGAGAUUGAGAGGAAGAUUGUGGAGUUGAUGACGGAUGAGACGGUGAGGGAGAGAGCCAAGAAGGUGAGAGAAGAGGCCAGGAAGGCUGUUGAGAGUGGUGGGAGCUCUGAUAGGGUGAUUAGAAAUGUAAUUAACUCCGUAACUCUUCCAUCUUAACAAAAAUUAU
Molecule: messenger RNA, 1511 nt
Organism: Rhodamnia argentea
Lineage: Eukaryota; Viridiplantae; Streptophyta; Magnoliopsida; Myrtales; Myrtaceae
Product: UDP-glycosyltransferase 13-like
Exons: 1
Coding region: 113-1501 (462 amino acids)
Molecular function (GO): UDP-glycosyltransferase activity
Source: RefSeq, a predicted model, not a curated record